AUGUCAGUGAUCUCGGCGAUGCCUACGCAUGUCAUGUCAUGCUUUCGUCUGCCAAAAAGGGUUACAAAUAAGCUCUCUAGUGCGGUUUCAAAUUUCUGGUGGAGUAAUAAUGGGCAAACUCGGGGAAUGCAUUGGCUGGCAUGGAAAAAACUAUCCCGGCACAAAAAUGAUGGGGGCUUGGGAUUCCGUGUUAUUGAGGAUUUUAACACGGCUUUACUUGCAAAACAACUCUGGCGGCUAAUAGACUACCUAGACUCGCUGUUUGCAAGAGUGUUCAAAGGAAGGUAUGACCGGAAUUCUAUGCCUUUGGACCCUAUUAGAUCUUACUCUGCCUCUUACGGAUGGCAAAGUAUAGUCUCGGCUCAACCUCUGGUACAAAAAGGGCUUAUUAGAAGAGUUGGUUCAGGAACAUCUGUGUUAGUUUGGGAUGAUCCAUGGAUUCCAGCUUCUCGCCCGAGGCCAGCCAACGGAUCUGGGAUUAACUUUUACCCUCAUCUCCGGGUGAGUGAACUGAUAAAUUCCAGCACAGCAACGUGGAACCUUCCACUAUUAAACCAGUUAUUUGACAGUACGGAUGUCACGCUGAUUAUGGGGAUCCCAUCUUCACAUGCCGCCCGACCAGACUCUCUGGGAUGGUUUUUCACGAAGUCGGGUCGAUAUACGGUUAAAUCGGGAUACACAGUCGCAUAA
Microthlaspi erraticum is the source of this 690-nucleotide messenger RNA. The record is from the annotation of a GenBank genome assembly. Lineage: Eukaryota; Viridiplantae; Streptophyta; Magnoliopsida; Brassicales; Brassicaceae.